Molecule: messenger RNA, 18971 nt
Organism: Lymnaea stagnalis (great pond snail)
Lineage: Eukaryota; Metazoa; Mollusca; Gastropoda; Lymnaeidae
Source: the annotation of a GenBank genome assembly
GUCGUCCGUCAUUUGCCAAAGUUGCCAUCCAUGUUUAUGAAAAUACGUCCGGUUAUUUAUUCUAUUACUAACUGUUAAGAAAAUUGUUAUGCACAAUCAAUUUGAUGAGUAAUUAUGGUGAGUAGAUAGGAUUCAAAAUAAUAAUAAGCUCAGUUCAAGCCUCAAGCUAUGUUCAUUUUGUUGUUUACAUAAAUUCAAAGUCAUGUUACUCAUUCAUAGGUCAUUUAUUCCUCAGAAUCAGCAAACAAAAAUUAAAAAUAGUAGAAUAAUUGUAUAAAUAAGGUUAAGAAGGCGCCACUAAACUCUUAAUCUUAAUAAAUUACUAAGGGCUAAUUUAGCCUAAAAUUAGGCUGUACUAUUAAUUCCCAUCAGCUUGAGGAAAUAACAAGCAACAGUUAAUAGUUACAACCCUAGUGUCCCUACUAAUUUACAACUGGACUGAUCCAUUUCUUCUAUAUUCUAAUAUUGGAACUGGGGAUCAAAAGAUAUGGUAAAUUCAGAGAACGCGGCCCGCGUUUAUUUCCAUGAGCUCACUUUUACGUCUUAAAUCGAUCCCUAUGCCUAACCCGAACCCUAAAUCUAUCCCUAAGCCUAACCCGAACCCUAAAUCAAUCCCUAUGCCUAUGCCUAACCUUAACAAAGUCAACGUGGGCCGCUAAAUCUGAAACAGCCAAAGAGGCAAAGAGAUUAAUAAUUAAUUAGUGCAUUAAUAAGAUAAUUUGGCUAAAACUAAAAUGCAGUUAGUCGAAGGGCCAGUGAUAUCUUCCCUGGUAUAUAAAUAUAGGUCAUGGAGGUUCCCCGGGUCAACUACCGGCCAUAGUUCUGUUUUGAUUUCGAAAUGAAUAGCAUAUAAAUAUGGAUAAUGAAUGGGUGCUUCGUUUUCAACCAAUAAAAAAAUAGCACCUCUUUUUUUUCUGGUUUUCAUCUUGGGUUAUCAGCGAGGAUGAGUUUCUCUCUUUUUCUUUCUUUUGAAGUCCAUAAGUUGAAUUUUAAUAAAAACAAAAUGGAAAAUUUCAUUUUAAUUGAUUUCAUUUUAACAGUAUGGAUCAUCAGAUUAUGUUUUUGAUGCGAAUAAUGCUCAGUGAAGAUCUUGAAAGUUAUCAUUCUCAUCGUUCAGGGUCAAUCGUUGGUUCAAUCACUCUAAGUCUAGUGUUGGUUGGGAUUAGCCAAAUUGACGUCACUGCGCUUAGGGUGAGACAACUCUUGGCAAAACCCCUGCCGUUAACUGCACAUUUACCCAUAAUUUGGUAAAUCUGCGCCACUUAUUUUCCAUGGCUGCCAUCUUUGCUGCCAUGACCCGUCUGCUAAAAUGAGGAGGGGAAAGAGAGCAUAUGCUGUUUUAGCUAUUUACAGAGAGAAAUGAAAAUAGGAACAAAAAGUUAAAAUUUUAUUUCAGUCAAUACAUUAAAUUUGUAGCAGUUUUAUUGUAUCCCUCUAGAUAUGCAUCAAGAAGACUUGUGUUUGUGCUACUUCUUUUUAUAACUUGAUUGCCAUGACAUUUUGCUGAUAGUUUUGCGCUCCAAAUCAACAUUUACCAAAAGUGAUUAUAAUGACAGUGGAGCUUAUUUCAAGUUACAUUACAAGCCCUAAUGCCUAUCAGAUAACUUUCCUAAGGCACAAGUCCAUACAUUUUCUUCAAAUUAGGAAAUAAAUUUUACAUUUUUGUGUAAAGGGUGCACAACUUAGUGAAACAAUUUGAAAAAGGUGGGACCCUGCUCUACUCUUAGCCAUUGACUUCCAUCCUAUCCCUGAGUUGCUACAGCCAAUGUAGGGCUUUGGCCUGUCUCACCACUUCCUUCCACUCAGACCUAACUAAUGCUUUUCUUUUCCCAGUUGCUGUAGAUCUUUUUCCACCUCAUCCAUCCAUCUAAGCCUAGGUCUACCAAUGAGCCGUAUUCCUCUUGGGUUUUGGUGGUGCACCCUUUUCACUCCUCUGUAAUUUGGCAUUCUUUCUAAAUGACCCGCCCAGCGUAGCCUGCCCUUUUUUAUUUUUGCUACUAGCAUGGGAUCUUGAUAUAGACAAUACAAUUCCUGCUUGGUUUUUAUUCUCCAUCCAUAUUCUUCCGGUGUUGGUCCAUGUAUUUUCCUGAGAACUUUCCUCUCCCAUGUGUUUAAUAGGUUUUCUGCCAUUUUUGUUAGGGCCCACAUUUCACUUGCAUAUGUUACAACUGGUCUGAAUACAGGUUUACAAUUUUCUUAGUUUUUCUUUUAAUGUUUUUACUUUUGAGUAUUUUAUGACUACUGAAGUAUGCCCUGUUUCCUGCCAAUUUUCUUUCUUUUAUUUCUGUUAGUAAUUCUUUUCUUUCAUUUAAUUAAGAUCCUAGGUAUUUGAAUUGAUUUACAUUUUAAAAAUAGUUGUUUCUCAUUUUAAUGGUUUCAUCUGUCUGCUCUUCUCUUAUCAUAGUUUUGUAUUUUGUUUUUUGGUUGUUAAUUUCCAGCCCAAGUUGUGAUGCAUCUUCUAAUUCAAUAAAGGAUUGAAUACUUUAAUACUUUUCCCUAGCAGUGCUAUGUCAUCAGCAUUUGCAAGAUUCUUAAAGGGUUGAUUGUAGAGAGUGUCUUUUGGUUGUGGGUCUUGGGUCUCCUCUCAGAAAGUAUCCUUUUAUUGUUCCUCGGGUGUCAAUAUGUAUGUUUCUUAUAUUCUCUAAUGUUAGGUUAAACAGUGAGUCUCCUUGUCUUAGUAGGCCUCGUCUAAUCUAAAAUUCCCUUAAAUAUUAUUCUUGAAACUUGAUUUUUUUGUUUGAAUUGUUUAAUGCUACAUGUAUCAGUCUUGUCAGUUUGUUGGGUAUGCCAAACUCCUGCAGAGUCUCAUAUAGAUAUUUUCUUUUGAUGCUGUCAAAGGCCAUUUUAACUUCCACAAAGAGUUGAUGUACUGGGAUAUUCGUAAAAUUUCUCUAAUAGGCAUCUGAUGGUGAAAAUCUGAUAAUUCGUGGAUCUGUUUUGUCUUAAAUCCACAUUGGUAGUCACCUUGUUUGUCUUAGUCAUUGACAUAGAUUGCCUAUUAACUUUUGAAGAGAUUAAGUCAAAAUAUUAUGUUUUUUUUAAUCCUUUUUUACAGUUCUCGCAUGGAUUGCUCUCUAAAUGUGCCAGUUCACCAGGCACACCUAAAGUUCGAAAGAAGAUGCAGCUGUGGAUAAAAUAAAUAAUUGAUGUUACUUUUAUUUGUUUUGAAAUGUGACGUUAAAUGUAGUGUAAUUAGUCAGGAUGACAAUUUUGACAUUUUAACCAUAUCUUAAUCUUAAGUUUGAAGAGACCUGUGUAUAGUGUAGUGUAAAAGUGAUAUUAUAAAUAUCUAAAAAUGCCAUUUCAAGGAUUACCUUGGACGGAAUUCAUUUCUUGUCCUGUGUGCUUUAAAUUAUUCAAUGAGCGUCAACAGAGACCUAUCUCAUUGGGAUGUGGACACACUGUGUGCAAAUCAUGCAUAAGAAGCAAGCUGAAUGAUAACAGGUAGAUGUAUGAAAAUUUAAUUGUUAAAGAUAUUUUAUUUGCCUUGUUUGACUUAGACUAUUAGUAAACCUAAGAUUAAUAAUUUAUUUUAAAAUUUCUAUUAAUAGUGAGUGGCCAUCCAUAUAUAACAUUCUAUAGGGCAGGCAUGCACAACAUACGGCCCACAGGCUGUAUGUGGCCCGUCAGACCCACUUGGCGGCCCGCGUGUAACGAAAUAUUAUUUAUUAUUAUUAUUUUCUUAAUAGCUCUUUCUCUGUCCUAUCAUCUUUCGGCCCGCACAAGCUUUUCAUAAAGUAUUACGGCCCGCACAAGUUUUUCAUAGCGUAUUACGGCCUGCCUUACAUUUUGAGUUGUGCAGGCCUGCUGUAGGGGGUUUAGAGGGGUCACAAUUUUAUUAACAAUGUAUUAUGAAAUUGUGAUCUAUUUGUGAUGAUGGGCGAGAGUGGGGCCCAGAAUUUGGCAAUAGUGGCGUGACAUCAUAUAUGGUUGGCCUCUCUUACCAUAAUCAAUUGUCAUUGUUUUACACAAACUAAUUUUAAUUCACAAAAUGAAAUUGUUAAAGUAAGAGAAAGAAAAUUACAAAUUUUUAAGUAUGUGUUUUCAAUUGAUUCAAUUUUUGUUCUUCCCAUAAUUUAGAUGCCCCUUUGAUCAGAUAGUUUUGCCCAGUGAUGUUGAUAAACUUCCAGCUAAUUUUGCCCUUAUGCAUCUUGUGGGCGCUGCAGUGCCUGAGCAAGAGAAAGAAGCAGUAAAAAAAGUCUCAGAUAAUCCUAAGUCUUAUGAACAAGCCAGGAAAUGUAUUGAAGAAAUGGCAGUACACUUAAAACCACUUGCAGAAAGUUAGUAAAGUUCAAUUUUCUUAUCCUUGUCCAACAAAUCGUACUUAGAUGUACUUGCAAUCUUACUAAAAAAUGUCAGUUAAUUUUAAAUGUUAAAAGGAGGAAAACAAUUCGACAAAAACUUUAAUGCACCCACCUAUGAAACACACACACAAGAAUCUUUGAGUUGUAACCCACAUAUGAAAAACUGAACUGUAAUUUUUUUUUUUCUUCAGACACAUCUGAUGAUGACAGCUCCACCUGCAGUGAACCAAUUCCUAACAAGGGGAGCCAAAGCACAACAAGCAGUGGGGGGAAUGCUACUGCCAACAAUAACUCAAAAUGUGUGCUAAGUCGCCCAAUGCAACGCAAGUUAAUAAGUCUGAUUCACUGUCAGCUUCUUGAGGAGGAAGGGCGAUCAAGGGCUUCUCGGAUAGCACGUUCUCUUGGAGAAAGAAUAGUUUCUGAAUUGCUUGUUCUGCAACAAUAUCCCCAUCAAUUGUCUGCUAAUCUUUGGGCUGCUGUAAGGACAAGAGGGUGUCAGUUUCUUGGACCAGGUAUGAAUAAUUUAUAGUUUUGUUUUGAUUUAUUUAUUGUCUGAAACUGCUUCAAUUUACGAAAUGGCCUAGUAUUGGUAAACACUCUUCAAUAAUUCCUUUAAAUUUGUUUGUCUAAAUAUACUGUUAAUUAUUCAUUGUUGUUCUUAGAUGAACUUUUAAAAUGUUUAUUAAAAAAUAAUAAAUGUUUCUCCCUUAGCCAUGCAAGAGGAAGUUCUCAAACUGAUCUUAUUGGCGCUAGAGGAUGGCUCUUUUUUGUCCCGCAAGGUUCUGGUGCUUUUUGUGGUUCAAAGGUUGGAAUCUCGUUAUCCGCAGGCUUCAAAAACAGCUAUAGGUCACGUUGUCCAGCUCUUGUACAGGGCAUCCUGUUUUAAGGUAACUAUUAGUUUUUUUUACUACACAACUAUUCAUUUAUUUCCAUUUCAACCUGAAGCACUAUCAAAAGUUCUUAAUCCAAUGACUGAUUUCUAAGUGAGGAUAGUAACACUUGUUGGAGCUAGGGAUCCCAUAGUGGGCUAAAGCUGAUGAAUAAUAAGUGUAUUUAUAUCAUUUUUAUAUUGUUUAAAACAAAUUGUAAACCUUUUGUUAAAAUAAUAACAUUAUUAGCUAAUUGUUUGGCUCUUUAAUUCUUUUACCACUUUUAUAUUGCAGCAAACAGAAACAUUUUAACCGAACCAUCAAUUUAUUUUUCUUAUCAGGUAUUAAAACGUGAAGAAGAAUCUUCUCUUAUGCAACUGAAGGAGGAGUUUCGUCAGUACGAGUCCCUGCGUAGAGAGCAUGAUUCACAGAUAGUGCAGAUUGCAAUAGAGGCUGGGCUAAGAAUCUCACCAGAGCAAUGGUCCUCAUUGUUGUAUGGGGAUCCAGCACACAAGUCCCACAUGCAGUCUAUUAUAGACAAGGUAUAUUUUAUUUACAGUUUUGUUUCGUCAUAAAUAUUUUAGAUUAGUUUAUGUAAAAUAUUAAUUUUUUAACUUAAUUUUUCCCAUAUAGUUCAUUAAAAAAAAAAAAAGUAGAUUGUUGAGAAUUAAAUAAAAACUAUGCUGUAAUUCGUUUGGUCAUAAUUUAAUUUUGAGACAAAACUUCUGUUAACUAAACAAUCAUUUUAAUAUUGAAAUAUGGUCCUAGCAAAUAAAUGUGUCCAAUUUUGUUUUUUCUUCCUAUUUAAAAUAGCACCAGAGCCCACAAUCCUUUGCACAAAGUAUAUCAGAGCUGAUGUUGACUCUUCAAAGAAGUGUUGACCAUAGUGGUCUGCAAAAACUUCAGCCUCAGUUAGAAUUUCUUUCAAACAUAGAUCCCAGUCCAGGUAUCUAUAGAAAUAUUGGAAAUAGUUCAAACUAGAAUGUUACAUUUCAUCACGUAAAAAAUAAUUUAUCCAAAUGAUAGUAUUUCUUUUAAAUUGAUUCAUGAUUUAUUUCAGAUUGCCCAGCCCCAUCAUGGGAAAAUCUAGAAGCAAUAAUGAGAUCUCUCAACACUGUCAUGACUGCAUUUGUUGACUUCCUGUCAAACCCUGAUCAUAGGUCACGUCUGGAAACGGCCCCUAUCCAGAAUACCCGCUAUAAGACAUCCAUGUGUCGCGACUUUUCAGCUCGUGGAACAUGCCCCAGGGGCAACACUUGCACUUUUGCACAUUCUCAGGAAGAGCUUGAGAGGUAAGAGUACUUUUUUAACAUACAUAAAUAAUAGGGGAUGUUUAACUAUUGCCAUUAUGUUAAGAAUUAUAAGAUGACAUAAAAAGUAUAUAAGUGUUUAAAGAAUGACUAACCUAAAAGCUUAAAAAUAUAAUGCCCAAAAGUGCCAUGUCUUUUAAAACUGGGAAAUUAAAAUGUAUAACGUCAGAACUUAAAAUGAAUAAAUUAGUUUAUUUCUUGAAAUUAUAAUUCAACAAGUCCUUAAAAAACGUGCAAAAAGUGUAGGAGAAUGAAAUUAAAUCUUUUAUCUCAUAAUGCAGAUUAUUAGAUUGAUGGAUAUUUUUCAACAGGCUUCUGGAAGUAAUAACUUUUUUCUUUUAUAAACAUACAUAUAACAGGUAUCGCUCAAGGUCUCGUAGGAAUGGCAGUAGGGGUGUGGCUGGUCUUCCGGAAAAAACGUCUUCUUCAUUGACUCCUUCAGAAAAUGACCAGCUGAGGCAAGUGCAGUUCAAGUCCUUAGGUCUGUCUGGCAAAUCAAAAUCUGUUAUGGAUUUGAUGAAUCCAAAGCAGAAUCCAAGGUAAGGGGUUGGCAAUGCAUUUAAAAUUGGAUUUUGUUAUGUCAUCUGUUUAUCUGUUUGGUUUCUCCAUGCCUAUGCUUUUAUAUCCUAUUAAUAAACCUGGUCGGUCUCCAUCUUACUAUUAUUCUUGACAAUUUUUUUACACAUUUAAGCUAAAUUAAUAGCUUGCAAUGAAAUCAUGGCUAUAAAUGUUAGGAUACUUAACAAUAAAAUGAAAUAAAAAUGUCUUUUGGAUGCUUUUAACUUUUUAAACAUCUUGAUGAUUUUCAGUAAAUAUAGUUUACUUGGAUCAAAAAUAGUUACACAUAUAUUAGUUAGUUGUAAUAAAACUUAAUGUUAUAUAUUUUAUCAACAGCCUUCCUUCUCAUGAUAUUGCUCCUCUAAUGAACAAUAUGACACCAGUUCCAACCAAGCUGAUUACACAUCAGAAAGUUAACGUACAAAGUACUGGAGCAAUGGCGCCUAUUGAUUUCAGGCUGAGCACAAAGAAACUUGACCCUGAGAAACCACCAUUUAUUCCACCAUCCUCUCCACAUAUUACACCUACCCGGAUGACGUUUAGUCACCCAUCUCUAGAUGGUAGGUGUAAAUUGGCUUUUUGCAGUCAGCCUGUUAAUAUUUUUAUGACUUGUCCAUCUCAUUUAACAAUUUUACUAAGAUUUCUCAUUCUUGUUUUUAUCAUGUUUUGGCAGAUGAAUAUUUUUAAAUGUUUAUUUAAAAUAUAUAACAAAAAAAAAGACAUAAUAGCUUUGUGUUUUUAUUUUUCAGCUUCAGAAUGUCCAGUCAAUCCUUUGUUAGUUCCCCCCACCUGUUUCCAUCCUCACACCAGUGGAUCAUAUCCUCACAGUCCACAGAUCAAUACUUCAAGACCAUCUAGCCCCUACCCUGGCAGCUCAGCUUUACCUCCAUUUUCCAUGCAGUCUUUUCCAUCGGGCACAAAUGUAAGAUAUUCAGCACCUCAGAUCUCAAACUCACCCUUAGUGCGAUGUGCUACACCACUGAGCUCUUCAUCUGUACCUUUUAGUACAAGACCUCCCGUCGGCCCAUCCUUUGUAGACCCAGCCAUGACAGGUGUUGAUCCUCUGUAUGGAUCCUGUGUCACUAGUGGUGACUUAAGUUCACAUCCUGGACAUUAUGUGCUACCCUAUGGUGUUCAGGUCAGUUUUUAUUCUGAAAUGUUCAUGAUAUAACUUACUCAAGUCAAGGUUUUUAAAACUGAUAUAACUGAUAUAUCUUUACCAAUAACUGGUCAUGUGAUUUAUUAUUUUCUCUUUUUUUAUGGUUGUAUGUAAAAUGGAGGGUUGAAUAUUGCACUGUCACUUAACAUAUUGGUUUUCUUCCUGUGUACAAGAAAUGACAAUAUAUUUUUGUUAAAGUGCAGUAAAUUAAUUAUGAUCAUAGUUUUCAGUUGGCUAAUUAUUUUUUAUAGCCCUUUUUAAACUUGGUAUAUAUAAAAUUUUAUAUCAGACUUCUGCAUUAAAUACUAUGAGAAAAUGUACUUUCUAAACUCUAAUUUGAGAGGCGAUGCUUUAUAAUCCUUUAAUUUGGAAGUUGUUGUCUGAAUAAUAAUUCUGAGAUAUAUUUUUGUAUAUGAGAUUAUUCUGAAGUUGCAAGAAUUUGAUCUUGUCCAUCAAGUGAUAUGUUUUCAUUGUCUCUUACUGUACAUCUGGUUUUAUCAACAUCAGCUGUGGGGUCUUACUUUAAAGCUAUCAACUGUAAUUUUAUGCACAUUAUUAUUUUGAGCUGUAAAUAAUAUAGAAUCUUCUUUGUCAUUGUUUUUUUUAAACCUCUAAUUUUAAGUCAUUCAUCUAGGCUGAGUAAAAAGUCACUUUAGUUAAAGCAUAUUUUCAUAUUGGUUACACAGCUUCUUAUUCUGUGGGCUCAUUAUCUGUACAAACAUUGCGUCUUGAAAGUAAGUAUUUCAAAAGCGACCAAACCAUAAAAAAACAAAAACAGGGCUGCAACAAAUCUAGUCUCAUUUGGUUUCACAAAAAAAAUCUUCAGCUGUAGGUUGUUCUGGUAUAGCCCUUAAUAGCCCGCCUUAACAAUAUGGCGGUGUUUCAGAAUCUUUCAGAGUAAUCAUUCUUGAUGAUGCAGAGGGGAAUCACCAAAUGAGGCUUUGGUUGUGGCCGCCUAAAAGCACAGGAAACUUUAACUCUGAAAAGGGUUUAUAAAAUAACAGGUAUUUGUGUUUUAACUAAUUCUCCUUGUAAAGCGCUAAAGAUACAGAAACUUCAUGAGAUUUAGCUUGAACAAGGCCCUUUGAAUUGUACCUUUGUUUUUUUGUUAUGAGUCUUUACUCUACUCUUACUCUGCCCUUGAAAUUAAGUCUUAUCAUAUGAACUUUUAUAGAGUUGAGAUAAUGUUUAUAACUGGGAAGUAUAGGUAGAAAAGUUAAUAUUUUGAUUUUCGGUCAGCCAAUUUGGAAAGAGCUAAACUGUUGUGAUAGGCACAUUUUUAUUGAUAUUUCUCAAACAAAAUUUUAAAAUGAGAUCAUUAUCAUUGUUUAAAAUCUCAACAUUUUUUUAUUUUGUAGAAUGAGAAGAAAAAUUCUCUAGUGGAGUGCUUACAAUAUAUCUCAUUCUUCUUGAAAUGAAAUUUUCUUCUUAUCUUUCUUGUCCGAAUCUGCCUUUGUUAUGAAUAUUUCAGGAUAAAGUAAAUUCUCGAUCAAGCAUAGUAGAAGUUUCUGCAGAGGAGAAUUUUAAGAGAAAGCAGGUAGAUGGAUUUACAGUUCUAAUUAUGGAAAUUAAACUAUUUUCCUUCUCCAUAUUACUACAGGGUGGUACUUUAGAGGAUUUGACACAGCGCAAACAAGAAAUCAUCUCCCACUUUCAGGAUGAACAAGUGCUCAUGGACCCUGGUGUGGCCUCAAUCAGUUCAGGCGGUUUUACAACAGGACUAGCAGGACUGAAGACAGUUCUUGGUAAUAACAAGAAAACUAGAGAGGCCAUGCCGUCACAUGUCUCUGACAUGUUUGUGGCUACACGAACAACACAGUCCCUUGACGAACUCAGUAAGUCUUUUUGAAAUGUUAAUUUUUGUAACAAAUUUGAACAUUAAAAUAGUAGUUAGUAAGUGGUAGUAAAGUUUUCCAGGAUUAGAGAACAUAAAUAUUCCUGCUUACAUCAUUUGAAGAUAUUCCCACUCAUGAUAUUAAUAUAUUUGUUUUCUUUUGAAUUUUUUCAUACACAGUUAUUUGUAGGAAGAACUUAACAUUUAUUAAUGAUAAAUUGUUUGAUUGUUAAAAUAAUUUUAGGUAGUUGCAUUCAAAAUAUUUGCUAUUAUGCAAUAUUACAGACAUAAAAAUCAGAUAAAAAUAUACUGUUAGGUAAAGAUUUAUUAAAAAUUUUAUCCUAGGAUUGAACUUUUAUACACCUGUUUCGCUUCCAAUUUCUAAAAUUGACAUUUGUCUGAACUUAACAGUGAAUGAUGAUAUGAGCCAGUACCCCAAUAGAUGGUCAAAUGGGGAAGAUAUUGGAUUACCCUUAACCAAUGAUCUACAAUAUGAGCUUUCUUCCACUCGGGGACCUUUGCCUGACAGCAGCACCACUAACAGCAUUUCAUUCUCAAUGGCAGUAGCAACCAGCACAGCCAACAUUUAUGACAUGGUAAGGAGUCCUGUUGGUACAGUUCAUAGACUCUAGUGUUGGCAAUAUUGAAGUGGGCAGUGUCCAGGUCCAUUAGAGGCAUUUUAGAUGAGAUGGACAGGUCAUACCUUUUUUUACAGAAUAAGUUUAGUUGCAUAAGAAGUUGUAAUUCUGUGAUCUGUGAGCUAAAAAUUAAGUUCUGAUCUCAAUGCCAAAUUUAUCAAUGGUCCACUAUAUUCUAUGAGAUAUAGUGAUGUUCAGAUCUAUUUAUAGUAAAGGUCUAAAAAUAAUUUAUAAAGUUUAUUUGAAAAACACGCUUCAUCCCCAAAAGCUCGAAGCGCUGUACAAAGUCAACCAUAUUAAAAAGAGAAAUAAAAACAAUCUAAAAUUUACCACAUUUAAAAGCAGACGCAACAAUAUAAAGCUACAUACGGGCAUACCCAGUCAAAGUCUUUCAUCCCGUUUCAACCAUAAGCAACACAAGCCAAUAUACAUUAACUGAAGAAGAUGGUAGAUAGCAUCACCCCAGAAGGUGUUUGCGAAAUAGAUGUGUUUUUAAAUCGGUUUUAAAGGACUCCAGUGUCUGGCUGUUUCUGAGAGCGACUGGAAGUGCGUUCCAAAUUGUUGACUUGACAAAGCUUUCAAGCUCUUCUAGCACUUGUUUUUAUAUAUCCCUGUGAGUGAUAUUUUACAAAACAUUUUCUAAUGCACACUUGUACUAGGUGCUUCAGUUAGUGCUUUGCUCUACUAAUAGUAUUACAAUUUAAAUUAGAACAUAAUAUCUAUGAUUCAUUUUUAAUGGUGUUCAAGAGCAGCUCAUUUAAAGACAGCUACUAAAGUUCAAAUGAAAUGUGUAUAAAGCAAUAUCAUGCAUUUCCAUUUUUAAGUUAAUUCUAGUGCAAUUUUAAUUCUAGUAAAAGUAGAAGAAGUUUGCAGCGUAUAAUAACAUAUCUUGUAACAUGGAUUUUUUUGGCUUCUCUGUUAAGGCUGUUAACCCCAAGCUUUACAACUCAUUAGAAGACUUGGUGGUCAGCUCUGAAGCCCAGAAUCUUCCCCCCUCAACAUCUGUAGGAGAUUCUGAGUUUAGCAGGUUUGUUGAUGCUCUACGCUACAGCAUUAGCUUUCCGGAGAGUCAUUUAUGGUAAAAGCUGAGAAAUAAUAUAACAGUAUUAGUUGGGUUGACAAAAGUUAAAGGGACAUACUGUUAGGUUAUUUGGAUUUAAUUUAUAUGGUUUACUUGUUGAAUGUUGUAAAAGUUAAGUAUUGGAGUUAAGAUUAUUCCCCCAAAAUAUUUUUGUUUAUGCUCAUAUAGAUGGGAGAUCUGGUAUUUAUUAGAAGAAAUCUUUCUCUUUUGGUUGUAAUUUUAAGAAAUAAUUCAUUACUAAGGUCACAAAUAACACAUAUUAUUUUAUAUCAGUGAUUCUUAAUGUGGGCUAGAUGGCCCCCCACUGGGACUCGGCAUUGUACUUGUCUUUAAUUAUAUAAUUUCAUUACUCUCAGAAAGUCCGUGAAUGUAACAAUAUUUUUUCACUAAAGCUACUUUGUUAUUCAUGAAAUUUCUCAAAUAAAGCAGCUUGGAUCUUAGUGAUUAUUAAGGAAUGGUCUUUCGUAAUUUAUAUCAACUAAUUUUAAAAAAUUGUAAUAUUUUUUUUUAUUGACAUAAUUUUAGCUAAUAUGAUAAACAGCAUAAAUAAUAUUUAAAAAAUAUGGUGCCAAAAGUUUCAAAAUGUUUUAAAUUUAAUAAGUUUGCCUUCUGAAAGUUAAAACUAGAGUCCUAACUCUUAGGGAAAUAUGAUUAAAAAUUACUCCUUGCUUAUGUAUGCUCCUUAUGGUUAUUCUAUUGUGCUACUUGUUUGGACAUCCAGAUGUAUGACACAAACUAGAAAAGUUGGAUGCCAGACUGACAUUACUCCACAAUUUAAAAAAUCAUAGCUAACAAGAAGAACCCUUUGUCUUGUGUAAUUACUUGCAAAAAUUCAUUGAGAAAAGGAUAUCAGAAAUUAUAAUUCAUUGAGAAAGGGCAUCACAGUGAUUCUCAACAAUACUACCUCAUUAAGUACAAUUCAUUGAGAAAAGUUUUAUCAUUGAGUAAAAUUCAUUGAGAAAAGUACAGAGUACAUUUCAUUGAGAAAAUGAUAUCAAUUAUUCUCAACAGUACUGCUUACUUAAACAUCUGUAUCUGUUAAUAGCUUAAAUUGGGGGAAUAUUUGAAUAUCAAUCGUGAGAACACAAAAAAUAACAGAACGUUUUUUUAACAGAUUUGUAGGAUACUAAAAAAAAUGUUUUAAAAAUGCAGUGUUUAAAUAUUUGAUGGAUUGAUCAAUCCAAAUCCACUAUGGUUGUAAAGCUGACCAAAGUCUUUGAAUGAAGAAGAUCUGCAACUCUAUCCCUUCUGUGAAAGACUUUGCCUUUGUGCUCAGCAUCUGUUAUUGAUCAAACUGAAUUUAUCUCUACAGUUUCCCAGGGGAUGAUGGAGACGAGAGUUUUAUACCAUUUGAGCACACAUCAGUGUCAAAGUUUGGGCCCAUCUCUCGCAUGAGUAGAGUCAAGCUGCACAACUCGGCCCCAGUGCAGGUCACUGCUGAUGUAAGUAUUUUAAACACUAACAAACAAGUCAUCUAACAUAUCUGAAAGCACUGUAUCUGUUAAAACUGUUGAUUCUACUUGUGUGUACAUUAAUGGGUUUUUUACCCUGAGAGUACUUCAUCAUCAUACCGUCCUAGCAGCCAUUUUCUAAUGUACCCUUCUGCCUGAGGCCAUGGGGAAGAAUUUGCACUGUCUCUCAGAUUAAUUUAACUGAACUUGUGCAAAGUUUUCAUUUUAAAUUAACUUUGCUCCUAUUAAGAAAGACAAAAUAACCCCCCCCCCCAAAAAAAACAAACAAAACAACAACAACAUUGUUGUAAAAAUGAUUAAAACAGAACAUGACACACCUUAGCUGAAGCCUGGAAAUGAAGCUGUAUUCAUUAUUUACGGUAUUAUUUUCUAUUUCAGUCAUUCAAACAGAUGACCCCAGUUCUAGCUGUGACUCCUAUGGACAGGCCAGUGUCCACAUCAAUCGCAGUCCCCAGUAGGUUCCCCACUCCAUCCCUCAUGGAAGGUGUGGAUCUAACAGUUAAACCUACCCCCAGUGAGAUACCAUCUGUAUGGAAGUGAGUGCCAUUGAUUUGACAUUUGUGUAACACAUGGAGUUCAUGUUAAUGAUUGAAAUUGCCUGAAGCGGUUGUCCUGUAUCACUAUGUCUAUCCUUCAAGGUUUAUAGCUAAAGGAAGCGAAAGUGACACACUUUUCCUGUUUCUUAUCUUUUGAAAGACAAGAAUGUAAAAUACUUACUCGGUGUGAUAAUCUAAAUGCUGUUAACUACUUUUGGGCAGUAAAGUUAACAUGACCAUUACUUGUUUUCAGCAAACCCCCACAGAUGUCAUACCACAACUUAGCUUACACAAAAAAAGGCAGUGAAGACGCUAUGUCUCACAAUGAGAAGUUGGCUUAUGAAUUACAGGCCAUUGAAUAUGAGAUCUCAAUGGUGAGUACUCUCAUUAAAAAAAGCUGUUAUAGAGUUGUGUGUAUCAGAAAAUGUUGCACAUUAUUUUUGUGAUGUUUUAUUUUUGCUUUAAUUAGGGUAUAAUGUCAUUUUAUCCUUGAACUUUUGCAGAAAACCGGUCGAGAUCCUGAACCAGUACGAAAAAUGAUACAUGAAGCAGUAAUGGCAUCAUCCCAGAAUACACCUGGACCAAGAGCCAUGCCAUAUCCUCCAGUUAUAGAAUCUAUUAGAUGUGAUAACAAGAAGUCCUCAAAUGGAUUUGUUCCUAUGACUGAGAGUAUGAAGGUAGGCUCAUAUUGUAAAAAAUUGUUAUAAAAUAUUUUGAAAGCAAGUUUAUAAAACCUGUCCUAGACAUUUAAAAAAAAACAACAACCUCAUUUGUCUAUAUUUCAUCUAGAAUAUGAAGAGUGGUGAAAGACUGGUACCACAACACAUGGCAGCCCAAUGUUUUAUGGAUGAGUACAACAGGUCAAGGCAAGGUGGUGAGUCAUAUUCAUUUCACUCCUAAGAGUUGUACAUGCAACACCAAAUAUCUCAUACUCACAUCACUAUUUCAGUCUUUUAUGUAAUUGACUAAAAAGAAUUAAUUGAAAAAAGUUUUUACCCCUAGGGCUUACUCUAUCCAUUAAAUAUAGUAUAUAUUCAAAAUGGAGUCAAGCCAAUAUCUGGCUAAAUUUAUGAAACAUAUAUUAGCACUUUUGAUUUAUGUAGCACGUCAAGCAAAUAACCCUUUCAUUCACAUUCUUUUAGCCCUGUACAGGCGAAAAUAGUUUAUUUUAUGCAAAGAAGAAAAACUUGUUAUUAGCAGAAGCUGUUUUUUUGGGGAGGAAUUAAUCUUAUAAAAAUAUUAUCUUAUUAUAUUGCUUGUUUUAUUUUAAAAUGAUAUGAGCUAUUAAAAGCAGCUUUUAAAUCAAAAAUUGCCAUUGCAACUUUCUUAAUUUUGUAGUUGUAUUAAAAAAGGUUGUGAUAUUAUCUCCAUGAACUGUGAUAGAUGUGUCAGUUUUCCAAUUAUUAAAAAAAUAGCAAAUUUGAUGAUUUUCAAAGGAUUUAAUUUUUAAAUUUUUUGGUUAACUAUAUACAAAGGAAAGAAAAUCAAUAUAAAGCCUUUGCAGCUUAAGGGAUUUGUUCAUGAAUUUUGUAUUGUUGCUAAUGUUUUAUGGAUAUCAAUGGGCAUUGUGUGGAUAUAAAGGAAAAUUUGACUAAUGCUGAUCCGCAACAUGGGGUUUUAAAAUGUUGAAAAAUUGUCCUUAAAUAUCAAAUUCUAAAUCAAUUACAUUUGUGUUCUAUUUUCAGGAGGUAAAAUGUGAAAGGAUGUGUGGCCAUCUCCAUGACUCAGUUAAGUACUUACUACAACCUAUGGAUAUGAUGUGAGUCUGGUCUCAUAGGACCGAUCAUUACGCAAGGUUGUCUUCAACAUUUGUAGAUAAUGUCAUGAAAUAUGACCCUGUGAAAACAUGUUUAAUCAAGUUAUUUCUGAUCUAUACAUUAGCCUAACAGGUGGACAAAGAAUUGUGUUACAAUUAAACCCUGUGCAAUCUUUAGAUAAACUGGUUUAUUUCAUAAUCAGCUCAAUUGACUUUCAUCACAAGGCCAUGGAGGGCCUGCACAAAGUAAAGGGAGGUUUUAUUUUUUAAGGUUUUUCAUUCUGAAACAGUUUUGACCACAUUAAAUGUCUUCAUAUUGAAGAUUUAUGUUACGACUUGAAGCAAUAUAUUUCUGGUUGAUUUUAAAAAAAUAGAAAAAUUUCAUUUUUAAAAAGUCUCUUCUUAUGCUGUAAUUUGUAAAAUGGUUCAUUUACAGGUAGAGUACUGGUGAUUUUCAGAUAAAGCUAUUGCUAUGAUUUAUCAUUUUUCUUAUGCUUUUAAUAUAUAACAUUUUAUUUAAUACCUAAAUCACGCUGUACAUGAUUUUUUUUUAGCUUCUCCUGACUGCAUGCAUCAGUAGUAUUCAAACUAGGUCCAGUAAUAGUCAUACUAGGGCUGUCCAAAACUAGGACCAGUGGUAUUCAAGCUAGGGCUGUCUUGUUACCAAGUUCCUGCAUAUUUCUUUAGGACAAGUGGACUAAACUUUAUAAAACACUAGCAACCUCAAAUUUUUUACCAAAAAUAAAGUGUUAGACCUGCAAUAUAUUUGUUAUAACAGAUGGGACUGGCAAGUUUAAUAUUUGAAUACUGCUGAUGUAGACUGAUCACUCCGGUCACAUUGUUUGUCAACUGCUCAAAUCCCCAGCAAUAGCCACCAAUUCUCUAAUAUAUGUAUAUUUUGUUUUGUUUUUGAAAAAGCAUACCCCUGUAAUAACAUUGUAUAAUUCAUGAAAAAACCAUUAGAUUUACAAAUUUUGUUUUCUUCAUGUUCUUUCCUUGCUUAUUUCUUCAGCCUUGAGCCAACAGUAUCUGUUGUGAGGCAAAGAAACAUAAUCAGCCACUGGUGGUGGUAGACAUGAGCAUAUUUGUUUCUUUUUCUUUUUAUUAUUGAAAUGUGGAAUUCACUCCAUGUCUAUCUAUUGUUAUUUUCUUUUAGCAUGCAGCUUUUUUACAAAGUAUCAGACUCAGCUUUUCCCUUCAGACUGUACCAUAUUUCUCUUGUACUGUUAUAGACAUGGUGAAAUGGAAGUGACAGCACAUACUGUAUGUUGUUGACAAGACAUCACAACACCACAUUCAGUUGUUACCGUCUAGGUUACCAUUUACUGCCUUUGGCUUUGUUUGGAUGAAAAUAUUUUUUGUAUAAUGUAGCACAGCACUAAGCAUCUAUUACAUUACAUUGCUUAGACAUUUAAGAAAAGAUUCUUCGCUUUGUUUAAAAAGAGAAAUAUCCCAUUAUUUUAAUAUACAAGAACUGUUACAGUGUUUAAAAUAUUACGUUAUAUUAAAAUGUCAUGUGUCGUAUGACAGCCUUUGAGUUGUAAUAAAGGCUGUAAUGCAGGGUAAAUUUUGGUUUUCUAAUGUUGUUUUUAUAUAUAUCAGCUCAAAAUAUUCCAUCAGAGAAUAUUACAUUUUUGGAAGGUAUUGCUAGUUUUUUAAGUCAUUACUUCAAAUUCCAAUGGAGUGCCAUGACAUAGUGAGGAAACACAGGUAUUUUUAAAAUCUGAGUCUUUACUAUGUAUCAAAAAAUCUCUUCAUUAUACACUGCUGUGUAUCAGUUGUGGGAUAUUUUCUGUAUAAUGUGCUAAGGAAUUUUCCAUAAACUGUAUUGUCUGGUAAUCUCACUGACAUUGUCUCAUUUCUGACUGUCACUGAUGCUCCUUUCAAUUAGUCACACAAAAAAUGCUAAUUCUAUUUUUUUAAGUCCAGUCCCAUCACCAUUUAAAAAGUCCAGAAAUGCGAGACUAUUGCUCUUGAUCUUUACUAAUGUGCUUAUUUUAUACUGCAUCACAAAGUGUUACAGAUUGACACAAAACAUUCACCAUUCAGAGGUGGAGGAAUGAAAAAUUGAAGUAUUUGUAGGAGAACCAUUGAAUAUCUCCUAAACCUAGAGAAAUAUUGGAAAUGCUAGAAAUGAACCACUGUUCUUAUUCUCCCAUGCAAACAUUGAUAUUGCCAUGGAUUUAGUUGUUUGGUUUUUUUUUUUUUUUGGUUAACAUUUGAUGACAUAUAGAGAGGCAGUAUCUGCCCCUUACAGUAAAGACUAUUUUGUAACAAAAUGUAGUUUUUUUUUUUCUUAAGCCAAUGAUACUCAUUUAUUCUCUGAAAAGGACCUUUGCUCUUGUUGAUAUAUUCCUAGCAUUGGUAGUAUAUUAUAUAUAGGUAUUUGGUUUUAUAAAUACCAAUUGUGAAAUGAAUGAGUAGAGUGCAGAUUUUUAUCUGUAUCAGAAGAAUGGGAAUAUUUGAACGACGGCAGGGGUCCAUCUUAUCUUUACUCAUUGAGUGCUUNAUGUCUUGUUUGUUUUGUUUGUUCUGAAUUUAUGUUAUUUGAUAAAACAUUGUGUUUUAUUUGUAUUGAAUUAUUUAUAUUGGGCCACACAUUGUGGUAUAUAUAUAUAUAUAUAUAUAUAUAUAUAUACAGAAUUCAUGCUAAUGAACCACAAAUUGUGGUAUAUUUGUACUGAAUUCAUGCUAUUGGACCUCAAAUUGUGGUCAGUUUAUUGCUGAAUUCAUGUUUUUGACCUCAAAUUGUGGCUUGGGUCUCUUUAUGUUUGUUCUUAAAUUACUUGGCAUUGGAUCUUGUUCUCCGCAUCUCAUUUCCUCAAAUUGUUCACACAUACACCCUAAAACUGUGUUCUUGUUACCAAGAUUUUAAAGCUGGCAUAACAGUUGAUUAAUUAAAUUAUUGUCUUCUUUUUCGAGUUAUUUUGAAAAUUCAAUUUAAAAAUAUGUUGUCCCCAAGAAUUGAAUAUGAUCUGAAGUUGCCCAUUUCCCUCUCUUCGUGACAUGAAUGUUUCCCCAACCCGUUGGCAGUUGUCAUAGCAUGUUAUGUAUUUGUCACAUCUUGUCAUGUUUUACAACUUACCACAACUUAUGUGCUGUUUUUCUUUUUUUUUCUUUUGUCAUACCAUGCAACUUUACACUAUUUGUAUGUCAUGUUUUGCCCAGUGUCAUGUCAAGUGAUGAUUUAUAGCAUAAUGGACAAGUCUGACACUCAGCUAGCAGGUCAUCAUCUAUUCAAUUGUUGAACUAUAAUGCCAUAUUCUUUGGUGUGUUAGCUUAGUGAUAAGAAUAUCUAUCUUUAUUAUCAAGGAAACUGAAACAAGUCAAUUCAUCUGAUUAUUCCCUCUUAAUCUUUCUUGUAUGCCUAGUUGUUUUGGUGUAAUGUACUAUAAUGUAGCAAAAUUUGUGCUGUGUACAAAUUACUUUUGGCAAUUAAACUUGCAAAACCUUC